AUGGAAAUAAUUAACACGCCUGCCAAGCCAUGGUUCGAUUGGCUCUUGCAAGGGAAAGUUGAUCCUGGGAAAGUCCCACUCGGCCUUUUGUACAAGUAUGGGGGAGUCUACAUUGAUACUGACGUAAUAGUUCUGAGAAGCUUUGAUGGUCUAAAGAAUGCCAUUCGAGUGCAGUCCGUCUACUCCAAGACCGGUAACUGGAGCCGGUUGAACAAUGCUGUAAUGGUAUUUGAUGAGAAGCAUCCACUUCUCUAUAAAUUCAUAGAGGAGUUUGCGAGGACCUUUAAUGGGAGCAAGUGGGGUCACAAUGGACCUUACCUUGUUUCAAGGGUGGUCUCAAAGAUCGCAGGGAGGCCUAGGUUUGAAUUCAGAGUAUUGCCGUCGGAGGCAUUCUAUCCGGUGGAUUGGCAAAGGAUAUGGGGGCUGUUUCAGGAGCUGAGGAAUGGGAGCCAUUGGAAGUGGAUUGUGGAAAGGCAUGAUUUGAUUCACAGACGGUGCUUUGCGCUGCAUCUUUGGAACCUGAAGAGCAGGAGAAUUAAGGUUGAGGAAGGGAGCAUCAUUGGAAGGAUAGUGUCCGAAUAUUGGUUGUUCUGCAAUUCUUCAGUUAAUGUGAUGUAA
Molecule: messenger RNA, 618 nt
Organism: Elaeis guineensis (African oil palm)
Lineage: Eukaryota; Viridiplantae; Streptophyta; Magnoliopsida; Arecales; Arecaceae
Source: RefSeq, a predicted model, not a curated record